AAACUUCAGCCACUUUAACGGGAAGUAAGAAGGUUCUGAAGUCUCGCGCGCACCGGAGCCGGUUCCUUUAGGCACGCGCUACAGAGGCUCUGAGAUGGACUGAGGGACUCAGGGUAAAGAUGUUUACGGAUCUGAAGAAGCGGAUAGGCGAGUGCUGGGUGACUGCGUGUCCGUGUUUCUGUGAGAAGCCUGCUGGGACCGGGGACGAUGAUUCGGUGGUGGUGAUCCCGAAUCCCACCGUGGGGACUGAUCGCCAAGAGCGGGACAUCCCGCCCUCUGUCCCCGCGCUGUACACGGCUCUGUGGGAUUACACCGCGCGUACCGCCGAGGACUUAAGCUUCCGCACGGGGGAUCAGCUGGAGGUUCUGGACCAGACCAACCCGGACUGGUGGAUCGCCCGAGCGCUGACUGGACUCUCUGGCCGCGGCCAGGGCUACAUCCCGUCUAACUACGUAGCACCGCUCCAGAGCCUGCACGCGGAGAGGUGGUAUUUUCCUGAUACAAAGCGUCUGGAUGCAGAGAAGCUCCUUCAGGCUGAAGGAAAUGGACACGGCUCAUUUCUGAUCCGAGAAUGUGAAAGUCAGCAAGGGGAACUGUCACUGUCAGUGUUGGAUCAGGGGAAGGUAAAGCACUAUAAGAUAAAAAAAUCAGAUGAUGGACAGUACUUUGUGUCGAAGAGGCGGAGCUUCAUCACACUGAAGGAGCUGGUGGAUUAUUACAGCACUACAGAAGAUGGAUUGUGUGUCCGACUCACACAACCCUGCAGGAAGGUUAUAGCUCCACAGACUCAUGGUUUGUCCUAUAACACGGUGGAUUACUGGGAGAUUCCACGCAGCUCCAUCUGCCUGCUGCAGAAACUCGGAGCUGGACAGUUUGGAGAAGUUUACGAAGGACUGUGGAACAACACGACUGCUGUUGCUGUCAAAACAUUCCGACCAAGUAGUAUGGAUUCUCAAGAUUUCCUCCGUGAAGCUCAGAUCAUGAAGAAGCUGCGUCACCCAAAGCUGAUUCAGCUGUAUGCAGUGUGUACUGUUGGAGAACCAAUUUACAUCAUCACUGAACUGAUGAAGCACGGCAGCUUACUAGAUUACCUACAGAAGGACAAAGGAGAGUUUGUAGCAAUGUGUGAUCAGGUGGAGAUGGGUGCUCAGGUGGCAGCAGGGAUGGCGUACCUGGAGCUGCAGAAUUACAUACACAGAGACCUGGCAGCUCGAAACGUGCUGGUGGGAGACAACAACAUCUGUAAAGUGGCAGACUUCGGCUUGGCUAGAAUGUUCAAAGCAGAGAGUGAUGGUGUUUAUGUUUAUGAUGAUGAUGAUGAUGAAGAGCCUGUGUAUGAGGUGAAACAGGGAACUAAGCUGCCUGUGAAGUGGACGGCUCCUGAAGCUUUGCAUGAUAACAAGUUCACCAUUAAAUCUGACGUGUGGAGUUUCGGAAUCCUGCUCUACGAAAUCAUGACUUUUGGACAAAUGCCGUACCCAACUCUCACGAAUCAACAGGUGAUGCAGAGGAUGCGUACAAGUUACCGGAUGCCGUGUCCCGCAAACUGUCCGAAGCGUAUCUAUGACAUCAUGAUUGAGUGCUGGAAGGAAAUGCCCUCUGACCGGCCCACCUUCGAAACCCUGCAAUGGAAACUCGAAGAUUUUUAUGACAUGGACAUCAGCGCGUACGAUGACGCCGGCCGCUACUGAGGACUUUUUUUCUCUGCAAGGUUUCUUCCUUCUGCAGCUCGGGGAGUUUUUGUCCCUGCCACAGUCGCCACUGGCUCACUCAGUAGGGACAAACUUACACUUAUAAAGAACAUCUUAUUCAUUCUUCAGCACCACGUUAUCUGUGUGAAGCUGCUUUGAGACAAUGUUCAUUGUUAAAAGUGCAAUACAAAUAAACAUGAAUUGAAUUGAAUAUUUUAAUUACCCAUGAUCUUUUGCUCACCACCAUGUACACUACAGCAGUAUAGAGCACAUGUAGGGCACAUGGAGGGGGUGCUGGUGGUUACCGGAUGUGCUGAAAUUGGAACCAAACUGAGGGAACAUUUUCAGCCAAUCAGACUGAGUGGGUGGAGCUAAGUGUUGUAUAAUUACAGAUUAUAUCAGUAACAUGAUCAGUGACUGUACAGUGUUUGUGUGUUAAUGUACUUCAUUUGUGAAUUCUCUCCACUGCUGAUCUAAUUCAAUAAUUAUAUUGGUGAAUGUUGAUGUUUAAUGGGCCAAUCAGAAUUCUCUUUCCUGGAAGAUGUCACAGUAAAAUCUGAUCAUCAGUCUGCUUGUGUGAUCAUUACCUACACGUGCUAAUAAACACCAAUACACAUG
This is a messenger RNA of Silurus meridionalis, 2309 nucleotides long. It is a transcript of the gene frk, whose product is annotated as fyn-related Src family tyrosine kinase. Gene Ontology annotation, cellular component: extrinsic component of cytoplasmic side of plasma membrane. The record is from RefSeq and is a predicted model, not a curated record. The transcript is spliced from 9 exons. Gene Ontology annotation, molecular function: non-membrane spanning protein tyrosine kinase activity; ATP binding; signaling receptor binding. Gene Ontology annotation, biological process: cell differentiation; cell surface receptor protein tyrosine kinase signaling pathway; protein phosphorylation. Bases 120 to 1691 code for a protein of 523 amino acids. Lineage: Eukaryota; Metazoa; Chordata; Actinopteri; Siluriformes; Siluridae.